UCGGCAGAAAGGAACGGAAAAGAAAACAAGUUCCGUUCAGCUCGCGGUAGUCGCGGCUUCUGGUGGAAAUCGGAACAUAGUUCAAUAUCAUGGAUCCUGACAUGAUUACGAGGAUAUUCCUGGUCUAUCUCGAGUGGCUCUUACUCAGACUGACUCAUACCAAGGACCGGUUCUUCGGAUGGAGAAGUCGAAAGAGUGAGGGGGAGAAAUACGAAAAGCAAAGGAGGGGUUUUAAAAAUAAAAAUAAAGAUAAAUGAAUAAAAUAAAUGUGAGAGAGAGAGAGAGAGGAAA
Aspergillus pseudonomiae is the source of this 291-nucleotide messenger RNA. RefSeq lists its product as uncharacterized. The record is from RefSeq and is a predicted model, not a curated record. The transcript has a single exon. Lineage: Eukaryota; Fungi; Ascomycota; Eurotiomycetes; Eurotiales; Aspergillaceae. The coding region runs from base 90 to 257 and encodes 55 amino acids.